CAAUGGACAACCUCGAGAACACGUUAGAGGACAAAGGCUUAAAUUUUCAGUGCAAUCUAUCUGACAUAGAGGUCUUACAUAGCAUGACACAGCUCUUACUUCAUGCAUUGGCCACAGCUUCAGUGGACAGCACCACUGGUGAUAUGUUCAAGAGCCCAGCAUCUGUAGCUAUUGGCAUGAAGACUGAACUAUCAGGGUACAUGAUUCAGAGAUCUGAAACACUUGUUCGCGAAUCUAUGGAUGGAGGCAAGGAUCAUUCAGAUCAAUUAACAAAAGCAUCCUCCAGGCCGACGGAGUUCCUGUCAGACUUGAUCGAUAAUUUUGUGACCUCAAAAAAGGGCAUGCUGAGCCAUGUCUCUGGGCUUUUUUCUAGCGAAAGCCGCCUGAACAAGAUUAAAGACUUCAUGCAAAAGUUAGAGACGGAUAACUCGUGGGCCCAGGAUGAAAGGAAGGCAACUGCAUGGGCUAUUCUGGAGAACAUAGACAGUAAAGGCAAUUUCCAUUGCCCAGAGAGAUUUGACAUGCCAGAUAAGCUAGCGGAGCACACAAGUCAAUGCAAAUUUAGGAUACUGAACUGCACAAAUGAUGGAUGUGUAGCUUCUUUCUGCGCUAUUCAUAUGGAAAAGCAUGACACUGUCUGCCCAUUCAAGCUCCUACCAUGCGAGCAGCUGUGUGAACAACAUGUUAUGCGGUCUGAGAUGGACAAACAUUGUGGAACAGUUUGCCUUAUGAAGCUUACCAACUGCCCGUUUUUUAGAAUUGGCUGUGAAACAGCCUUUCCACAGUGUUCUCUUGAUAACCAUUGUUUGCGGUUUCUACAAACCCAUUUGAUGUAUGUCGUCAAGGGGAUUACAAGACAGGGUGAUUCUGUUAAUGAUAUGGAUCAACGGCUGCAACUCCUUGAGAAGGUGCAAUCACUGAACGAACUCGCUGGGGUUUUAGAUGUCAAGGCCCUCACUUUGAUUACAAAGGAACAAGAAUCAAAGAUAAAUAAACUCGAACGGGAUCUCAAAGCCCAGGAAACAAGGAUGAAGAAACUUGAGAACGAUCUUAGGUCACGGAAAUAAUGAUUGCUGUCAUGUGCUCAUCAUUGCAGCCUUACUGGAAACCAGGUGGCAUACAUUGUGGUAUAUGUAAAUAAUCGGUAGCAUUACCAUAAGGUUUACCAUCCUGUUGUCCGUUGUCCAUGUACAAAUAUAGGUUGUAGAAAAGUCAGCUUGUUUUCAGAUCAGUUGAUAAUUUGAUGUAAGUUAUGUUUUGUCACUUCUA
Triticum urartu is the source of this 1269-nucleotide messenger RNA. RefSeq lists its product as uncharacterized. NCBI's taxonomy places the organism in Eukaryota, Viridiplantae, Streptophyta, Magnoliopsida, Poales, Poaceae. The record is from RefSeq and is a predicted model, not a curated record. Gene Ontology annotation, molecular function: zinc ion binding.